Salvelinus fontinalis (brook trout) is the source of this 2428-nucleotide messenger RNA. Its product is annotated as P2Y purinoceptor 8-like. The record is from RefSeq and is a predicted model, not a curated record. The coding region runs from base 107 to 1159 and encodes 350 amino acids. The transcript has 3 exons. Gene Ontology annotation, cellular component: membrane. Gene Ontology annotation, molecular function: thrombin-activated receptor activity. Lineage: Eukaryota; Metazoa; Chordata; Actinopteri; Salmoniformes; Salmonidae. Gene Ontology annotation, biological process: blood coagulation; thrombin-activated receptor signaling pathway; positive regulation of Rho protein signal transduction.
CCCGUUUCCUGACCUGCUACAGUACAAUGCAUCCAACCCCCAACCGCCCCUCUCUGAAUCAAGUCUGUGUAUUCUCAGAGGUAGUCUGUGUGACGUCAUUGUCACCAUGGCCUGGAGUACCAACAGCACCAAACUGGACAACAUCACCUUGUCCCUGUUCCAGAAUGUGACAGCCAGCACAGCUAUCUCCAUCAUCUACAUCGUGGUCACCGUCAUCAACCUGACAGGAAAUGGCCUCUCCAUGUGGCUUCUCCUCUUCCGUACCUCUCCCAAAACUCCCUCCAUCAUCUUCAUGAUAAACCUGACCCUGACUGACCUGGUCUUGGGCCUCGUCCUGCCCUUCCAGAUCAAGUAUCAGAUGCAGGGGCAUAAUUGGAGCCUGGGCCCGGGCAUAUGCAGGCUCCUGACCCUGGUUUUCUUUGCCAACAUGUACUGCUCAAUUCUAACUAUGACCGCCAUCAGUGGAGACCGCUACCUGGGCAUCUGUUGGCCCAUGCUCUUCCGUGAGACCAGGGAAAGGAAGUCAUUCGCUGUUAUUUGCUGUUUCGCCAUGUGGACAGUCGUCCUAUCUGUCCUGUACCCAUUAAUGACAACCGACCUGACGUUCUACGUUCCAGAACUCGGGAUCACCACCUGCUUUGACGUUCUGAAGAGGGACAUGCUUCCAUCAAUGGAGGCCUGGGCUGCUUUCCUCCUUACCCUGUUUGUCAUCCUCUUCCUCAUCCCGUUCUGCAUCACUGUAUUCUGCUACGUCGGCAUCAUCCGCAAGCUGGCCCGAGUUUCCAAGACCAACCAGAAAGAGAAAGCUAUCCGUCUUGCUGUCACCGUCCUAACGGUCUUCACACUUUGCUUUGCUCCCAACAACAUCCUCCUCCUGGCUCACACCAUCCGGAGGCUCUUCUACGGGGACUCCCUCUACAUGGCCUACAAGCUGACUCUCUCCCUCAGUUGCCUCAACAGCUGCCUCGACCCCUUCAUCUACUACUUUGCCUCUAGGGAGUUCCGUCAAAAGCUAAGGCAGAUGCUAAGGCUGAGAACACUGAGCAGUCUGGACACAGGGAAGACAGACCCGCACCGAGAGAGCCUGUACUCUGCCCAGUAUGUGUCUGGGGGACAGGGCGGAGAAAACGCCAGAGUUUCUGUUAAACAACACUGUUAAAAAACUUUGCCUGUAAAGUGGAGAGAGAGGGCAGAUGACAACCAAGAUGGCAUGUCGCAAUAUCUCGUGUUGGGUCAAAUGACAUUUCAAAAUCAUUUCACAGGAUGGAAUGUUUUUGUGUGCUGUAUAUAGAUCCAGUAACAAACCAGGGCAGAUGGUGCUUCUGCAUUUCCAAAGUUUGGGCUCUAUUCAAUCCGAUCUGCUUUUGCCGACAUCGGCAUAGCUGUUGUUCUGAUGCUGUCAGAGGUGGAACUGAGUUAGAGCUAUCAAAUCCACAAGUGGCUCCUGGCAGUAUACCUAAAGAGGACAUUGCAAGUGAUUUCGCAUUAACAUUGAAAGUGAUUUCGCAUGAACAGAAAUCACUUGCAGCCUUGUUUACGAGUUUGAACACUGGAAUGUGAGAUGUAAUCUACACCUGGUUUAAGAUGAUAGAAAUACUCAUAAUUUAGUUGAAUGAUUUUUCAAUUUGAAAGUAAUUAUUUAUAUAAAGCCUACACUUGCUCUGAACAUCUAACGCAAGUAGGGCAGGUCUGGCUUUCCUGACAAUGAUUGCAAGAGCCGCUGCUCACUGAUUUGACAGCUCCAAUGCAGUUCCACCUCCUACACUGCCAAAACCUCGGCUUAAUAUUAUUGAAUCUUGGCCUUAGUAAAAAAGGGUUAUUUAUUUUGUGAAGGAAUGCUGCAACUUGCAUAAAGAUAGGAAUAAGAUAGUGUGGUUAAUUGAGAGCAUGUGCUCUCUGCCUCCUGCCAAUUCGGGCAAAUUCAUUAUUUCAUUGUGUGAAUUAUUAAGUAUACCCUUUGUUUGUUCAAUGUUUAUUGAUUCCCCGCUAAUUAUAUCACCAGUAAUGCAUUUACUGUUAAUCACCAUCAUUUCCCAGUAAUCUAGACCGUUAUGGUGUGGUUACAUCGCUAAUCUUUGUUUUUUCCUGAAAUAUAUAUGCAUAUGAAUUUACCGUUCUAACUCUGAGUGGACACAUUGUUUUCAGAUCUCACAAACUAUGCUACACUUGUCAGAAAUACGUUUUGGUUUAUUUCAUUCGAUUUAGGAGUUUACAGUCAUUUUCCCCAAUGUCGUUAGUUUGGAGCGCUCAAAGUUUGCAUUUGUCUGGUUUCUUUGUCCUUUCUAAUGUUGAGAGCACACACACAUCUGAGCAUGGAUGGAAAGAGGGCUAUAUGGCCUCUGUGUUAUGAUUGAGGUCAAAACUGUGUGAGUUGAAAGAAAAUGAUGAAGUGUUCAAUUUAGAAACUGUGAUUAAAUGUUAUACUCAA